Molecule: messenger RNA, 1050 nt
Organism: Sycon ciliatum
Lineage: Eukaryota; Metazoa; Porifera; Calcarea; Leucosolenida; Sycettidae
Exons: 2
Coding region: 212-631 (139 amino acids)
Source: RefSeq, a predicted model, not a curated record
UGUAAGGGAAGGGGUGCAUUGUGGUGUUUCCAUGGAAACAUUACCCGAUCGGGUACCCGUACUAACCGUGGAAACUACCCGAACCUGAUUUUCGAAGAAAAUGCUACCCAACUAAGCCUUAAUAAGGAGGCCCCCUGGUAACAGAGACCACGUUUGAAGGUCCCUUGAACGGUCGUCUUAGACAGGUUUCACUGUGCGUUAAUUCACUGACAUGUUUCUCUCUGCGCAGGGCAACCGGGCGGUAUCAUUCGACGAGAUCAACCUGGAAACGGUGCACACGUUCGAGAGAACUACCAGCUCUGAUGAAGAAGAGGAGGAGGAGGAAGAGGUCCCAGACAGAGGCCCACCAGCGCCGGGCUCCGGAGGUCUUCGUUCAGUACCGUCCAUCGCUACCCAGAAGGGUGGUGCCAGUGGGGCAGUGAGCGGCUUCCAGGCAUUCCAGCCCAAGUCGCUGUCGGACAAGGCGGAGGAGCCGGCAGCGGCCGAUGUAGAAGUGCCUUCGUGGCGCCAACAAGCAGCCGCAACGCCAACCAAGAAAGCCGAGCCCAAGGUCGACGACACUCCGGACAUGGCUCGACAAGCCGACUUGGUCGUCGAGGACAUAGAGGAUGCUCCAGCGUUGCUGUGGUAAAUAAAACGCAACUCCAAACCUCUUCCAAAUUCACAGGAACUGCUGCAAUAUGUUGUGACCUGGAGACGGGAAUUGGCAUUUACUACAACAGCGGGUGCCUCGAAACCAGUCAGCACCCCCUGCAAUUUAUUGGUGGCUCUUGGGGUGGACAAUUCUAUUUUCAAACUAGAAAUUCUUGACGAUAUUCCAUGACGAUGGUCACUUUUUCUCAUGUUUCCGUGAUUGCAUUGUGAAGAGCCAGACCGAGAACUGGGAAUAACAAUUUUAUUUACUUGUUUUUUAAAAAAAUUCAAAUUUAUCUAUAAUUAUUCUAUUCAGUUUUGUACAUAGAAUCAUAAUUAAUAAUUCUCCAUGCAUGUGCAUGUACAGAAGGAUAUUCAUCUAUUCGUUGAAAAAAGGACGUGUUUUCUCCUCUGGUA